Molecule: messenger RNA, 791 nt
Organism: Fulmarus glacialis (Northern fulmar)
Lineage: Eukaryota; Metazoa; Chordata; Aves; Procellariiformes; Procellariidae
Product: protein QNR-71-like
Exons: 3
Biological process (GO): cell adhesion
Molecular function (GO): integrin binding
Source: RefSeq, a predicted model, not a curated record
UCUCCCCACAGAUGUCUGCACAGUAGUUUCUGACCCCACGUGCCAGGUGUCCAAGAGUGUGGUAUGCGACCCCAUCAUCGUCACCGAUGAAUGCUUACUCACCAUCAGGAGAGCUUUUGAGGAACCUGGAACAUACUGUAUAAACAUCACCUUGGGGGAUGAGACAAGUCAAGCUCUUGCCAGCGCACUGAUUUCCGUAAAUGGAGGGUCAUCAUCAGGAACAACAGAAGGUGUCUUUAUCUUCCUUGGUUUGUUGGCAGUGUUUGCCGCCAUUGGAGCUUUUGUCCUUUACAAGAGAUACAAGCAAUACAAGCCUAUUGAGAGAAGCGCAGGACAAGCAGAGAACCAGGCGGGACUAACUGCUUACUUCAGCAAUUUCAAAGCAAUUUUCUUCCCCAGUAGCACUGAAAGAAAUCCUCUGCUGAAAAGCAAACCAGGCAUUGUUUAAACCUUUAGUCUAGCACUGACUAUUAGAUUACGUACAGGACUCACAUCUGAACUGUACUUCAGUGGGGUUUUCUUGUUGCUAUAAAAAACCAGCGGGUAAGGUGAAAGCACAUACAGAUGGGAUGGUAACUUUGGGGGGCUUGGUGCAAUUAGAAGUAUUAAAAUAGUCCUUCGUAGAAAACAAUGAGGUAGUUUUGAGCACUUGCUGUUCUUGCUUGUGAUCUAGGAUACACACUUCUGAAUAAGUAACACCCCCCCUCCCUUUUCUGGGUUUUCUUACUUCUAGGUUAACUACCUGCAAAACUAAUCAGAUCCAUAAUCUGGAGGGGAAAAAAAGGUUAAUU